GAUCAAUCUCAGUACAGUUCGGUCGUGUUCAUGCCAAGCUUAAGAGUAAUUGCUGAUUAUUCAUUCGAUAAUUAAUCGCUGCGGCCUAAAAGAAAACUGACUUGAUUCGCAAUGGUUGUUCCUGAUGACGGUGGUGAUAAGGAGAGGCAGAAAUAUGUCGCUCUUUUGCGAAGGGAACCUACAAAGUUUUAUAUUCUACCAGAUGUGGUGGCCUCGUCGGGGAGCAUGAUCGUUGUCUCCAAUCGCCUGCCUUUUGUUCUUCAACGAGAUAAGGAAGGGAAGUUGGUUAGGAAAGCUAGUGCUGGGGGUCUUGUAACAGCAGUUGCCCCAGUGGUGAUAAAUGGUGGAGGACUAUGGGUAGGAUGGCCAGGUAUUCAUCUGGAGAACCCUGACGAGCCAAUUCCAGAAUCAGAUCCAUCAGACAUAACGCCCACGGCUGGUCUGAAAUCAGAAAAAGUGAUAGCAGUACAAAUGGACCCGGCGAUUUUCGAUUCUUACUACAACGGCUGCUGCAACGCCACCUUCUGGCCAUUAUUCCAUUCCAUGCCAGAUAGAGCAUCCUUCAAGGGUGAACAUUGGAAAUCUUAUGUGAAAGCCAAUAAACAGUUUGCGGAAUGCACUCUCAAAGGAUUGACGUCGCUUCCGAGAGUUUCUGCAGAUAUUCCACUGAUCUGGAUCCAUGAUUAUCAUCUGAUGUUGGCGGCCAACUGGAUAAGGCAGGCCGCAGACGAACAAGAAAUAAAAUGCAAGCUAGGCUUCUUUCUUCACAUCCCCUUUCCCCCCUGGGAUAUAUUUAGACUCUUCCCAUGGGCCGACGAAAUCCUACAAGGUAUGCUAGGCUGUGACAUGGUCGGAUUCCACAUCACAGACUACUGUCUCAACUUCGUAGACUGUUGUCAGAGAUGUUUGGGCUGUCGAGUCGACAGAAAGAACCUCCUAGUAGAACACGGAGGUCGUACAGUCCGUGUACGUCCUCUGCCAAUCGGGAUACCUUACGAAAGGUUCAAGGAACUAGCAGAAAAAGCGCCAAGAGUGCUGUCGACAAACCAGAAAAUAAUACUCGGCGUGGACCGCUUGGACUACACCAAAGGCUUGGUACAUAGACUCCGAGCCUUCGAGAAGCUUCUAGAAAACCAUCCGGAGCACAUCGAGAAGGUGUCUUUGCUGCAAAUCUCCGUUCCAUCUAGAACCGACGUGAAGGAGUACCAAGACCUCAAGGAGGAGAUGGAUCAGAUGGUUGGGAGAAUCAACGGAAAGUUCACCACACCCAACUGGUCUCCAAUACGGUACAUCUACGGGUGCGUUAGCCAGGACGAGCUUGCCGCCUUCUACCGAGACGCAGCCGUGGGCUUAGUCACUCCGCUGCGCGAUGGAAUGAACCUGGUGGCUAAAGAAUUUGUCGCGUGUCAGAUUAACAUACCUCCAGGGGUUCUUAUAGUAUCCCCUUUCGCCGGAGCUGGAGAAACCAUGCAUGAAGCUUUGAUUUCCAACCCGUAUGAAAUUGAUGAUGCCUCUGAGGUAAUUCACAGAGCUCUGACGAUGCCAGAGGAUGAGAGGAUUCUCCGGAUGAACUACUUGAGGAGAAGGGAGAUGUUGAACGAUGUUAACUAUUGGACGAAGUCUUUUCUGUCGGCCAUGGGAUCGCUGCAAACUCAAGAUGACCACGAUGAUAUUGGGUCGAUUACGAUGCCUGCUGUGACGCUGGAUGAUUUUGAUGAAUAUUUGUCAAAGUAUAUUGGAAACACCCACAAACUAGCCCUCUUACUAGAUUACGAUGGAACUCUGGCACCUAUUGCACCUCACCCAGAUCUCGCUACUAUACCAGCAGAAACGAAAAAUGUUCUGCAAAGGUUGUCAAAUGUUUCCGAUGUGUACAUUGCCAUUGUCAGCGGAAGAAACGUGAAUAACGUUAAAGAAAUGGUAGGAAUAGAAGGCAUCACGUAUGCCGGUAAUCAUGGUCUGGAAAUUCUUCACCCAGAUGGAACGAAGUUCGUCCACCCAAUGCCAACAGAAUUCCAUAACAAGGUUGGUGAACUAAUGAGGCAGCUACAAGAAAAAGUUUGCAGAGACGGAGCAUGGGUCGAAAAUAAGGGUGCAUUGCUCACAUUUCACUUCAGGGAAACACCAGUCAAUCUCAGACCAGCUUUAGAGAGAGAAGCAACAUCCAUGAUCGAAGCAGCCGGAUUCAAUGCUGCCAAGGCCCAUUGCGCAAUAGAAGCCAAACCUCCAGUGCAGUGGAAUAAGGGUAGAGCAUCGAUCUACAUCCUCAGAACAGCCUUCGGUGUGGACUGGUGUGAGAGGAUAAGAAUCAUAUAUGUUGGCGAUGACGCUACAGACGAAGAUGCAAUGCAGGCCCUCAAAGGAAUGGCGGCCACCUUCAGAGUCACCACCUCGCAAAUCACUAAAACAUCUGCGGAACGUCGACUUCCUUCGACGGACUCCGUCCUGACCAUGUUGAAAUGGGUGGAACGGCAUCUCAGCCGAAGAAAACCGAGUCUGGAUGCUGCUAGUUACCGAAGAAACUCCACCCAGUUAGCGAAGCAUGCCAUGCAAAUGGAGAUGUCGAUGACUCAGAAAACUUCGCUCUCUCCCGACGUCAUUCCCGAUACCAUUUAGACAGUUCGUAGAUUUAGUGGUUUUUGUAAAUAUUAGAGUAGGCUUGUACUCGUUGUGCUGGGUGUUACUUUUUCAGUAGACGUUCCAGAGGUUGUUUUAAUCAAUGACUCGAGAACUCGAUAAGCAGUGUAUUUGCGAAUUAUCGGUCAUAUCAUGGUUUUCGUGAGAUCUCUGCAGAUAGUUCAAAAUAGUUCUCAACAAUUACGUCCAUAAUGGUAUGAUCACAGAAAUGAUUUUUGAACAAUGUGAUUAUGAUCGUCAUCUUUCUUGAGGGGCAUCGAAUAUACAUUUUUUCCAUUAUUGAAAUAUUUGGUGGAAUAUUGAAAAUCAUGAAUAUAUAUUACAUUGGAUCUGAUGGGGAAUACGUACUUUUUUGAAUAAUGAAAAUCUGUAUUUUUCCUGAUGAAAAUAAGAAUGUUUCAUUUUUGUAACAUUAUAACAAAAAAUAAGCAAAUAUCUGAAAAAGAAAGCUAUUAAUAAUCCAAAAUGAUGUUGUUCAAAGUACAUACCUAUUGAAAAUAUCAUUUCAAGAAUGCAAAACUGGCCAAUUGUUUCGAUUCUUUGUGAAUAUUAUAAAUUUUCCACAAACUGGAAGAUUGGAAUUGGAAAGCCUUUAUUUUCACCAAUGUACUUACCUAAAGCGAUAAAAAAUAGGUUUUCCUCCAUUUCACCCAAACAGAAAAUAAAUAAAUAUUUGACAAUGAAAAUAAUAAGUGAUCAAAACGUUAUUUCGAAGGAUGUCGUUUCAAAAAUG
Molecule: messenger RNA, 3370 nt
Organism: Leptinotarsa decemlineata (Colorado potato beetle)
Lineage: Eukaryota; Metazoa; Arthropoda; Insecta; Coleoptera; Chrysomelidae
Gene: Tps1
Product: Trehalose-6-phosphate synthase 1
Biological process (GO): trehalose biosynthetic process
Cellular component (GO): cytosol
Molecular function (GO): alpha,alpha-trehalose-phosphate synthase (UDP-forming) activity; trehalose-phosphatase activity
Source: RefSeq, a predicted model, not a curated record